UUCGAUAUCUAUUCAAUCUGACAAAUGGAGCAUCUGAGAGUAAUGGCCAACGCCCAACGGUACCGAACAGGAACAGCUCAACAGCUUUAUCAAACAACCUCACUCACUUCCAACUCCAUUGAAUUCUUAAAAUAAUUUUACCAUAUUCGGAUUAGCAACCACUCUAGUCUAAACUCUCACUCUCACAUACUCAAACACUCUCUCUCUCUCUCUCUCUCUCUAAAUCAUGAGCCUCUUGGUUUCCACUAGACCCACUCUCUCUUUCCGAUCAAAUGUCUAUCUCUUACGCCGCCCCACCACCACCACCAACCUCCCUCUCUCCUCUGCUUCACUCACUCCCAAACCACCGCCUCCUCUUCCAAACCCACGUGUCCAUAUUCUCCAUCGUGCGCCGUACACUUCUCCGUGCACCCCACGCGCCACCUCCGCCGCCGCCGCAGCACAUACCAUCUUCCACGACGCCGGAGCAGCCGCCGCCGUACUCGCCGGCGCCUACGCACUCGUCUCCGCCUUCGACUUCCUCACGCAGCGAAACCUCAUCCAACAGAGUUUAAGCAGAAAACUGGUUCAUAUAUUGUCUGGGCUGUUUUUCAUGGCUUCUUGGCCAAUUUUCAGCACCACAACAGAGGCGCGGUACUUUGCUUGUUUAGUUCCUCUUGUGAAUUUUUUGAGGCUUGUCAUCCACGGCCUCUCAUUGGCUUCUGAUGAAGGGCUCAUAAAAUCUGUUACUCGAGAAGGAAAACCAGAGGAGUUGCUUAGAGGCCCUUUGUAUUAUGUUCUGAUAUUGAUUUUAUGUGCUCUUAUCUUUUGGCGUGAGUCUCCAGUUGGAUUGAUCUCGUUGGCCAUGAUGUGUGGUGGUGAUGGUAUUGCCGAUAUCAUAGGUAGAAGAUUUGGGUCCUUGAAGAUUCCUUAUAAUCAGCAGAAGAGUUGGGCGGGUAGCAUAUCCAUGUUUAUUUUUGGAUUCCUGAUUUCCAUUGGGAUGCUGCAAUACUAUUCAGUUCUGGGAUAUUUACAUUUGGAUUGGGUCCAAACAGUGCAAAAGGUCGCUCUAGUUUCUUUGGUGGCAACUGUGGUGGAGUCCCUUCCAACGACGGAGGUAGUAGAUGACAACAUAUCUGUUCCUUUAGUAAGCAUGGCAGUGGCAUUUUCAAUGUUUGGUUAUUAGCUUGUUGCACCCCUUUUUUUCUCUUCCCCUUCCAUUUGUCCCAUUAUUGAUAUGUUUAAAAUUUCAUUUUUUGUCUAUUGUCAGUCUCCUUAAAUGCCCUUUAAAUCAAUGCCUCUGCGAAACAGGUGUUAAUAUAAUGAAAUUAAUUAAACAAAUACAAAGCAUCUCUUUUAUUCU
This is a messenger RNA of Quercus robur (English oak), 1342 nucleotides long. RefSeq names its product probable phytol kinase 1, chloroplastic. Gene Ontology annotation, molecular function: phytol kinase activity. NCBI's taxonomy places the organism in Eukaryota, Viridiplantae, Streptophyta, Magnoliopsida, Fagales, Fagaceae. The transcript has 6 exons. Gene Ontology annotation, biological process: vitamin E biosynthetic process. Gene Ontology annotation, cellular component: chloroplast. Bases 227 to 1165 code for a protein of 312 amino acids. The record is from RefSeq and is a predicted model, not a curated record.